CAAGACAAAACCCAUAUCCCUAUCAAUAUGGAAAAAUUAUGGUAGAAGAGACAAAGCGCCGGCAGUACCUGUACCUUAUAAAUCAAACACCAAUCCCACCGCCGGCGACGACAGAUGGAUCCCACCGGAGAACACAACACACCAGCGGCGGCUCCGCCGAGAAGCUACUGGAGAUGCAGCAAGCGCGACUUCUUCCCGGAGAAAUCCUUCGAGAACUGGAGCUCCUACCUCUCCGCCCUCUCCCAAACCAGGUCCAGAUUUAAAAACCGCCUCCUCAGCAGAUCCGCCGACGCCACCGAGCUCGUCGACCUCCGGCGACAGAGCGAGAACUCCAUGAAACGCUGCCUCACCUGGUGGGACCUCACCUGGUUCGGCUUCGGCGCCGUCAUCGGCGCCGGAAUUUUUGUCCUCACCGGCCAGGAGGCUCACACCCACGCCGGCCCCGCCAUCGUCCUCUCCUACAUCGCCUCCGGCGUCUCCGCCAUGCUCUCCGUCUUCUGCUACACCGAAUUCGCCGUCGAAAUCCCCGUCGCCGGCGGGUCCUUCGCCUACCUCCGCGUCGAGCUCGGCGACCUCGCCGCCUUCAUCACCGCCGGCAACAUUAUGCUCGAAUCCGUCGUCGGAACCGCCGCCGUCGCGCGAGCGUGGACGUCGUACUUCACCACUCUCCUCGACCGCCCUCCGGAUUCGCUACGAAUCCACACCGAUCUCCACCGCGACUUCAACUUGCUCGACCCGAUCGCCGCCGCCGUGCUAAUAAUCACGGCAUCGAUCGCAAUCUCUAGCGCGAAACGAACUUCCUACGUAAAUUGGAUCGCCUCGGCGAUAAACACGGCCGUGAUCCUGUUUGUGAUAGUCGCAGGAUUCGCCCACGCGAACCCGUCGAAUUUGAAGCCGUUGGCGCCUUACGGCGCCAAAGGCAUAUUCCAAGCGGCCGCGGUCGUCUACUUCGCCUACGGCGGAUUCGACAAUGUGGCCACGAUGGCGGAGGAGACGAUGAAUCCGGCGAGAGACAUCCCGAUAGGAUUAGUGGGGUCGAUGUCGAUGACGAUGGUCAUAUAUUGCUUGAUGGCACUAUCGUUGAGUAUGAUGCAAAAAUACACCGAGAUCGACGUCAACGCGGCGUACUCGCUCGCCUUCGAGCGCGUCGGGAUGAAAUGGGCGAAGUACUUAGUAGCCCUCGGCGCGCUAAAAGGGAUGACGACAGUUUUACUAGUCGGGGCGCUCGGGCAAGCGCGAUACAUGACGCACAUUGCAAGGGCCCACAUGAUCCCGCCGUGGUUUGCGCUCGUCCACCCGAAAACGGGAACUCCAAUCUACGCGACGCUCCUAAUCACGAUCCCGAGCGCGUGCAUCGCAUUCUUCUCGAGCCUCGACGUGCUCUCAAGCCUACUAUCGAUAAGCACGCUUUUCAUCUUCACGAUGAUGGCGGUCGCGCUUCUGGUGAGACGGUAUUACGCUGCAGGGGUGACCAGUAAAGAAAAUUUAUUCAAACUCGUAGCAUUUUUGCUCGUGAUUAUUGCUUCCUCGAUGGGUACUUCUGCGUAUUGGGGGCUAAAACCGGGUGGGUGGAUCGGGUACACGAUCACUAUCCCGGUUUGGUUCUUGGGGACUUUGGGAUUAGCGGUGCUGGUUCGACAGGAAAGACAACCUAAAGUGUGGGGAGUGCCACUUGUGCCGUGGCUACCGUCGUUGUCGAUUGCUAUAAACUUGUUCUUGAUGGGGUCUUUGGGCGCCGCGACCUUUAUAAGGUUCGGCGGUUGCACCAUUAUCAUGAUGCUUUACUAUUUGUUCUUCGGGCUUCAUGCUACGUUCGACGUGGCCGAGCAAAAUAAGGAAGCUUCGAAACUUGGAGAUGAUGAAAUGGGAGAUAAGCAAAGUUUGAGUAUUUCUCUUGAUGGUAAGUAGUUUGGGAAAGAAAACUUCGAUCUUAUGUUCAUGGAUGAAUGUUGUAUGAGUACAAGUAUACUUGGUGUAAGCCCGUUGAAUGAAUUUGAAUUUGAAUUUGAAGA
Molecule: messenger RNA, 2012 nt
Organism: Andrographis paniculata
Lineage: Eukaryota; Viridiplantae; Streptophyta; Magnoliopsida; Lamiales; Acanthaceae
Product: cationic amino acid transporter 5
Exons: 2
Coding region: 115-1908 (597 amino acids)
Biological process (GO): transmembrane transport; amino acid transport
Cellular component (GO): plasma membrane
Molecular function (GO): L-lysine transmembrane transporter activity; L-glutamate transmembrane transporter activity
Source: RefSeq, a predicted model, not a curated record